Messenger RNA from Peniophora sp. CBMAI 1063, 495 nucleotides. NCBI's taxonomy places the organism in Eukaryota, Fungi, Basidiomycota, Agaricomycetes, Russulales, Peniophoraceae. The record is from the annotation of a GenBank genome assembly.
AUGUCGUACCGUGAAGCUUGUCGAAAACUGGCCAAAGUUCGGAAGCCCAUGCUCUACCUGGACGAGCGUUUCCGUCACCCAAGCUCACCUUCCGUCCCCACUCUUCAUUUUGGUCUGGGAUAUACUGCUAAGGGAAUCAUACAUUGUGUGAAGAAGCGCCACCUUCUGCCACCUGUACCCAAAGACCAGCCUCUUACGCAAGAGCAAGCAGCGCAUCGCUUUUCCAGGGCCGUAUUCUAUGUCAUCAGCUAUCUCGAGCAGAAACUGCAGACCCCGCUGUUCAUGCGGUCGAGCACAAGCCCUGAUUAUAUAGGACUCUUCUGCCUAUACUCGAAUCAUACGCGUCGCGCCUAUCAUCAGCCGGAGAAGGAGAGGGAGAUCCUCAAUUUCAUCCGGCGGGAGCUGGACGUCCGGAAGCAGCAAGCUGCAUGGUAUUGGGACUCUAGUCGACACGGACUCGACUAUGUGUGCGAGUACGACGAGUACAACCUAUAA